This is a messenger RNA of Puntigrus tetrazona (Sumatra barb), 2436 nucleotides long. It is a transcript of the gene slc37a2, whose product is annotated as solute carrier family 37 member 2. The transcript is spliced from 18 exons. Gene Ontology annotation, molecular function: glucose 6-phosphate:phosphate antiporter activity. The coding region runs from base 575 to 2059 and encodes 494 amino acids. Lineage: Eukaryota; Metazoa; Chordata; Actinopteri; Cypriniformes; Cyprinidae. Gene Ontology annotation, cellular component: endoplasmic reticulum membrane. The record is from RefSeq and is a predicted model, not a curated record. Gene Ontology annotation, biological process: glucose-6-phosphate transport; phosphate ion transmembrane transport.
AGUGUGUGAGUGUGUGUGUGUGAGAGAGAGAGAGAGAGAGAGAGAGAGUGUGUGUGAGUGUGUGCCUCAGCCCCGUGUGGAAAAUGGAGACGCUAGUAGAAAAGAUCAAUUGGCUAACACUCAUGUGAUUUUUAAAGCCCAGACGAGCCGGUAUUAAUAGCGUCCAGGUUGAAACGCAGACGGACACGGGCCGAGGCAACCAUGGAAAUCUCCGGGAAUUUAGAGCGCUCUACGGUUUUUCCACCUCUGGAAUUGGAAAAUGACAACACGUCUCCGAUACUUUAAAUGCAACCUUUCCUCUGGUUUAGGAUCACCGGCUUUCGGCGAACAUGAUUUUAUGGACUCGUAGUUUUAGGUCGCGAGAAAUGAGCGCAAACUGAUCUGAGACACAAAACGAUUAGUCAGCUAGUUUCGGUGUGUAUUUUACUUGUUCUUGAAGUUUUAGUGGAUAUGGGCUUUUUUAGACCUCAUUUAUAACGUAACGUUAGAUACGAUUUUUUUAGUAUAGCGUUUAUUUGUUUUCUGGUUUUGUUUGGGGGUUCUUUUAACGACACGAACCGCGCUAAGUGUAACAAUGAGAUCUCUGGCCCCGGGAGUCAAACUCAUCACCUCUUUCUCCAGAGACAGCUGGUACCGGUUCUUCAUCCUCCUCCUGACGUUCGUCUUCUACACCACCUACCACCUCUCUCGGAAGCCUAUCAGUAUUGUCAAGAGUCAGCUGCACAGAAACUGCUCUAACGUUAUUCAUCCGGCAGACCUCAACAUCACUGACAAUGACACCUGGUGUGAUUGGGUUCCUUUUGACCAGAACAAUUACCAGAGCCUGUUUGGAGUCUUGGAUAACUGUUUCCUUGUUGCGUAUGCUAUCGGCAUGUUCUUCAGUGGGAUUUUUGGAGAGCGUUUGCCCUUGCGGUACUACCUGAGCUCAGGGAUGAUUCUCAGCGGCAUUUUCACUGCUCUCUUCGGCCUGGGCUUUUACUGGCAAAUCCACUCUUUGUGGUAUUACUGCUUAGUUCAGGCCUUAAAUGGGCUGGUGCAGACUACAGGCUGGCCGGCCGUGGUGGCUUGUGUUGGGAACUGGUUUGGGAAGGGAAAGCGUGGGUUCAUCAUGGGUAUCUGGAAUUCUCACACCUCAGUAGGAAACAUUCUGGGCUCCCUCAUUGCUGGGGUCUAUGUGUCAUCUGCAUGGGGCCUGUCGUUCAUUGUGCCUGGUAUCAUCAUCGCUGUUGCUGGAGUCAUCUGCUUUUUGUUCCUGGUCGAAAAACCUGAAGAUGUGAACUGUACUCCUCCACAACACCAUGAGAGUGCGGAGCAGGAGCCUCUGCUGAGGAACUCUUCCAGUAAUGAGGAGAUCUUCAGCACUAACACCUCCACAGCCGUGGAGACGGUGGAGGAUCACACAGAAGCCAUCAGCUUCUGCGGAGCGCUCAGGAUUCCUGGUGUGGUGGAGUUCUCCUUAUGUUUGCUUUUCGCCAAGCUGGUCAGCUACACCUUCCUCUACUGGCUUCCUUUAUACAUCGCUAAUGUUGCUCAUUUUGAUCCUAAAGAAGCCGGGGACCUCUCUACGCUUUUUGAUGUCGGAGGAAUUGUGGGUGGCAUCGUGGCUGGAUUAAUAUCUGACUACAGCGGAGGCAGAGCCACGACCUGCUGCGCCAUGUUGAUAAUUGCUGCUCCAAUGCUGUUCCUGUACAACAAGAUCGGGCAGAACGGCUUACCAACCACCAUUGGCAUGUUGCUGUGGUGCGGCGCUCUCGUGAAUGGACCCUACGCCCUCAUCACCACUGCCGUGUCAGCUGACCUAGGAACCCACGAGUGUCUGAGAGGGAACUCCAGAGCACUGUCCACUGUGACCGCCAUUAUUGACGGCACUGGAUCAAUAGGUGCCGCUGUUGGGCCUCUGUUGGCUGGCCUGAUCUCUCCCACUGGAUGGAAUAAUGUUUUCUAUAUGCUCAUUGCUGCUGACGUGCUGGCCUGUCUGCUGUUGUCCAGGCUGGUGUAUAAGGAGGUCAGAGGAUGGUGCGGAUACACUACAAGGAUGAGAGGGUUCAAAGAGAUCUGAGCCGCCCGUCGAACAAGAGAAUAUCACACCUGUGACGGAAAAUUACCUGCAGCAUAACGACAAAAAGGGACCAUGGACUGAUGCAACACACCAAGUCUUUUUAUGCCCAAGGGUUAUUUUAUAUGAAAAUUGUAACAUGAGACUUUCAUCCUUUUAUACUGACAAUGGAACAAAGCUCAGCUGCUGCGGUGAAGGAGGAGGAGAGUCACACACACACACACACACACACACACACACUCGUCCACACGUGGCCCGAGCGGGACAAACACAACAGGAUCGCUAAGCUUCUUCAUUUUAAUACAUUUUUAGUGACUGCUCAAUACGGAUGUACCUUUUUAUCCGAGCAUUAAAAUAUGCCGUUGGUGCUUUGUCCUUUU